CCCCCUCUGCCCCCCACUUCAGGUAAGAGGCAGGUAGUGGGGGGAGGAGGGGAAGCAUUGAUAUAAGAUAUCACACACACAUACACACAAGUAUCAAAGAGUUAUCAGGUGAAAUCCAAGGAUGUAAAUUUGGCUUAUUUAAGGCUACGACAGGACAAACUUCAGUGUUCAUUGAUGUACAUUCUUGUGUUUUCCUCAUGAAUUGAUGUACUGAUACUGAAAAUGGGUAAAGUGCCCUAUAGUUGUGAUUAGAUUUGGCCUAGUGCCAGUUUUACUGGUUUUGUUUGGCUAAGGACUAAAUCAACACCAAGAAAUAACAGACAUAAUAUCAGCAUCAUCAAUCCUCCACAAGCAAUCAUCAACACAGAAUCGAUACAUACGUCAUGUAACAUAGAGACAACUCCCUUGUUGUGAAUUUUAACAUCAACAAUAGAGUCAAACUGCAUUUUGGGGAAGUUGAAAAUUGUGUGAAAUUUUUCUUGAAAAUGGAUGUAAUCAUGAAUCUGAGAACAUGAGAUCUUUCGGAUUACUUCUGGAACUACUUUGGACAGUUUAAUUUUCAUUUCCAGUCAUCAGUCCAUUAUUUAUUUACUGCAGCUGAGACACACAUUAACUUCUCGAACCGAAAUUAUUUAUUGCAAUCCAAACACCACUUAUCAGGAUAGAAAACAUUAAUGUCGUAUUAUAUCAUAUAUAUUCCUACAGCUGAGCAAAGUAAACACAUGAGGCCAUAAUCAUAAAAUCAUUAGUAGCCUACUAAUCUUGGAUCAGGUUACAUGAAGACAAUAUAAAUGUCACUUUGAUUCAAGAUAUGCUAUAAAACUUUAUCACACGUUAAACUCUGUCACUUUCCUCCACACACAUGAGGAAAGGCAUUAAAACCAAUGGUUGCACUGUGCUGUUUUAACAGUGCAUGGUGCUGAAGUUAACUAACCUUCCAGAAAGGAAAUUUUAAUGUAUGAACUCUAACACUGUUUUAAUCCCUCAACUUUAGCCUUUUUGACCAACGGCUUUUCUUCACAAACACAAAUAUGGCAGUCUAACAGAAAUGGUGUGUGGAUGCCAUUUUUUUCCCUUUUCUUCUUAAAUGAAUUAAAAGAAUGGGUAAUAAUAAUAGAGAAGGUUGGUUUGAUUAUGUCAGAUUUAUCACAGUUUAGUUUGAAAUUGGCUUGCAUCCAUGAUUCAAUUUCAGUGAGGCGGUUGGUGGAGAGUGGAGAGCUGCAGUGGGAAAAAAUAAUAAAUAUAUAUAGGAGUGCAUUUCCACUGUUGGUUAACGCCCCCCCAAUGAAAAAUCCUGCAAUAACGGACCAUAGUAACGGACCCAUGGUUGGACCUUGCUGGUCGUUACACGUCAGUCCAGCAAGGGCGAGGAGCGUCACGUUGCUAUGGCGACAAUACUACAAAGAUGUCUACAGCGGUGGCAAAAGAAGAAAGACAGAAGAGACGUACUCUGCUUCUGAAGCCUUCCUCUCGAACAAUAAAUACUUCAGUGUCGGCCAUACAUGGAGUCACCCAGAGUACAAGACUCUCGGCCAGCGCCGUUGCUUCCCCGAGCAGGAGAAGUUUCAGCCUCCUGGGAGGAAGCAAAGUCCUGGAGAAGAGCACCGUUCAAACCCCGAGACAAGCUGUUCGGGUGUUUGAUGAAGAGGACAAUGACGUCACUCCUCAGCCACUGUACCAGGCGGAGGCAGGAGCCCUGCAGGCCAAAGCCGGCAGGUUCUUUCUAGAUGAGAUCUCUGCUGGAUCAACAUCAGAGCAGACAACAACCAGUGGGAGCUUCAGUAUGCCGUUCUCCAGGUCAAUAUUAGGUAGCAGCAGAAUAUCCAGCCAGUCUACCAUAGAGUCAGUAAAUGAGGAGAUUGAGGAUACGUUUUCCAAACGGGACAUACCCAUCAACUUCCCAGAUUUGCAUCGGAAAAGAAACAGUGUGAAAGAACAGGUGACAGAUAACAUGUUAAAAGCGGUCAUAGAUGUCUACAUCUCUGAGACAGACAGCAUUUCACUGCUGGACAUACCCAGCACCUUUGUGUCAGUGGAUGCUUAUAACGCAGAAGCUAUCAUAGAGCGAAACAAUCAGUAUGCCAAGGUUUGCAGGAACAGAAUGGGCAAUGAUAAGUAUACUGAUCGAGCAAUGCAGACAUUGAAUGCAGUGACUAAAAACAAACAAGUCCCGAGUGACAGCAUGGUCAUGGUGGAUGCAGCCACCACUGUUACCACCUGGGACAUGUAUGAUACUUCAUGCAGCUCUGAGCAGGAUAAAACAGUGUGUAGCCCUGAACCAGAGAAGGCUGAGUAUCCAGAGGCUGUGAUGGACACCAGCAGAGGUGCAGAGAGGAGCCUGUCAGUGGGCAGCACCACCAGCACAGGCAGUGCUGCAAGCUCACUGAAAGACAUGGAAGUGUUUGGGAACAGUUUAAAUGCUGAGACAGACCUGCAGCUCAUCAUGCACUCAGAGAAAUUUCAGCAUAGUCUAUUAGUUAUGGAGAGGAGCAUCCUGGGAAACACCUUGCAACCCAAGCUGGCUGCUUACAGGCAGCUGCCUGUACUAGAAGAUCCUGACAGUCCGAUGAAGCCUGGGGCUGAGAGGUGUAGACAGGAGGAUACAGAGAGCUCUCCGACUCCUGCCCUGGAGCGUCUCUGGACUUUCACCUGUGAGCUUAGCAAAGGACGCAGCGUCAGCAGCAUGGCCUGGAACACAAAGAACCCGGACCUCCUGGCUGUGGGCUAUGGCGAGUCUGAUUCACAGAAACCAGGACUGGUCUGCUGCUGGUCCCUCAAAAACCCCACGUGGCCUGAGCGUGUCAUCCACUGUGACAAUACUGUGACUUCUCUGGAUUUCUCAGCCAACAACCCAAGUCAGCUGGCUGUUGGGAUGCAAGAUGGCAGCAUUGCUAUCUACAGUGUGCAGAGUCAAGACAAGAACACACGUGUCAUUAGCAGCCGUGGGUGUCCCAACAAACACUUGGGUCCAGUGUGGCAGCUCAGGUGGACUCAACAAGAACUGAGCUUAACAGGAGAUGAAAAGGUAGAAGCUCUCUUUUCUGUGGCUGCAGACGGCAGGAUUAGCAAGUGGUUUGUCUGCAACAAUGGCCUCGAAUGCACAGACCUGAUGAAGCUCAAGAGGAUUCAUAAUACUAAGAAGAAGGCUGGAGGGACCAAAACAGAAAAGAAUACAGAAAGCAUUCUGUCAGCACUGACUCCUGGUCUGUGUUUUGACUUUCAUCCAACAGACUCCAGUAUCUAUCUGGCUGGUACAUGGGAAGGUCUCAUCCACAAGUGCUCCUGUUACAACAGUCAGCAGUUUCUGGAGACUUACAGGAAACACUAUUGUCCUGUCAACUCCCUCGCAUGGUGUCCACUCAGUCCUGAUGUGUUCCUGAGCUGCUCCUCUGACUGGACCAUUCAGCUGUGGAAGCAGGAUCACUUUAGCCCCGUGUUAAGUCUCGUCUCCGCCCAGAGAGCCGUGUGUGACAUCAAGUGGUCCCCAAAGUGGGCCACAGUAUUCGGGGCUGUUAAUGAGGGACAGCUGGAGAUUUGGGAUCUGAAUUCAAGCAUCCUAGACCCCAUUAUUGUGCAGCCUGCUACCCCCGGUGUGACGAUGAAGUCCCUGCUGUUUGCCACACAGACAAACUGUGUCCUAGUAGGGGACAGUGAUGGACAAGUGACCGUCUACCAGCUCAAGAACCUAAGUUUGGGAGAGAGCAGCCAGGUGGAUAUUCUGGAAAGCAUCAUCUGCUCUGCAAUAUCCAGAUUAACCUGAUGCGCCAAAUGGUUUGUUACACAAAACCAUUUGAGAAGUUGUCCUUGGAAACUCUUCGGAAAAGGGCAGGCACUUUCAAAAAAUACUUGGCAGGAGAUUGGAUGUACCAUCUGUCUAUCACGAUUUUACCUUGUGAGGCAGCUGUAUUGGCGAGAUCACAAGAUCACGCGAGAAUCCUCAUAGGACACUGAUUUGUCUGAUCUACAGGUGGUUCAGACACAAGCACAUAACUUGAAGCCUGACAAGAUGGAUUCUCAUGUGAAAUAUACAAAUACACAUAAACACACUGUGAAAAAGUUUUAGGUGCUUUAGAUAUUUAGAUUCUUAUCCAUCAUGUUUGUGAUGAUAUAUCCUAACUUCCUCUGCUUGUUCACAUGGGAGCCAAAGCAGCACAUACACAUAAUAAUGUUGUUGAGAUUGCAUACAGGAACAGAACCCCUUAUUGUCUUAACUUGAACACCCUUUAAAUGUGUCUUGUGAGAUUAAAAUUGUAGUGAAUAAUGGGGGAGGGGGGAAAUUUAAGGGUAAAACACCUUAAUUUGAUCGUUGACAUAGCAAAAUCAAGCCCCUACAUUCAUGAAUACAGCAUUUUAGGGUCUUUUCAGGGAAUGUUUAUCUACUACAAAUAUACAUUUGACAUUUAGUCUUGCAUACCAGUUCAGUCUUUGUUUUUAUGUUGACAAGUGUCACGGGGACAACACCAAAAACGUUCUGUUGUUUCAUCCCUAAACUUCUUGUUGUCAAAUACAUCAAUAAUUUAACAGGAAGUCAAAAAUGGCAGCCACUUCAUGAAUCGAGUUUUUUAAUGACUUAACAUUGUAACCUCAAGCUCCUGGAUAUGUUGUUUCUUUUGUAGGAAAAAUGAUUAUAAGACCUUGAGUAUGAAAGCAGAAACUGACGGCUAUCACAUGCGUCAAUUCUACUGUUAUGUGUGCUUAAUAAAGGGUAAUGUGAAUCA
Thunnus maccoyii (southern bluefin tuna) is the source of this 4718-nucleotide messenger RNA. Its product is annotated as dynein axonemal intermediate chain 4-like. Gene Ontology annotation, biological process: cilium movement. Gene Ontology annotation, molecular function: dynein light chain binding; dynein heavy chain binding. Gene Ontology annotation, cellular component: axonemal dynein complex. NCBI's taxonomy places the organism in Eukaryota, Metazoa, Chordata, Actinopteri, Scombriformes, Scombridae. The coding region runs from base 1406 to 3760 and encodes 784 amino acids. The transcript has 17 exons. The record is from RefSeq and is a predicted model, not a curated record.